This is a messenger RNA of Verticillium alfalfae VaMs.102, 930 nucleotides long. Its product is annotated as bifunctional protein GAL10. Gene Ontology annotation, biological process: beta-D-galactose catabolic process via UDP-galactose, Leloir pathway; glucose metabolic process. Gene Ontology annotation, molecular function: carbohydrate binding; aldose 1-epimerase activity. Lineage: Eukaryota; Fungi; Ascomycota; Sordariomycetes; Glomerellales; Plectosphaerellaceae. The transcript is spliced from 2 exons. The record is from RefSeq and is a predicted model, not a curated record. Bases 1 to 930 code for a protein of 309 amino acids.
AUGACUGACGCACCUUUCGAGUUCCUGGCCCUCGGCGCCAUCAUCCAGUCAUUCCAAGUCAAGGGCAUCAACAUUGUCCAGGGCUUCCCCACCAAGGAGCUGUACGAGCAGCACAACUCGCCUUUCUUCGGCGAGACCAUCGGCCGCAUCGCCAACCGCGUCAAGAACGCCAAGAUUGACUCCCUCAACGGCGGCAAGUCCUACACCCUGGCCGCCAACAACGGCGUCAACCACCUCCACGGCGGCAACAAGGGCUGGGGCAAGCGGGAGUGGAACGGCCCCAAGCCCGUCGGCGUGCGCUCCAUUCCCGGCGUUGACGGCCUCGAGGGUGGCGAGAGCGUGCAGUUCUCUCUACUCAGCGAGGAUGGCGACGAGGGAUACCCAGGCUCGGUCGAGACCAUUAUCACCUACACUGCAGGUGUGCAGAAGCAGAACGGCAAAGAGGUCAACGUCCUGGGAAUCGACUACGAGACCAAGCUUGUCGGCGGCGCUGACGAGACUGCCAUCAACCUGACAAACCACUCCUACUUCAACCUGACGGGCGGACCGACAAUCGAGGGCACCGAGAUCACGCUUGCGACCGACAAACCCGAUAUUGACGACUGCUUCGUUGUCAACGAAGCGGCCGGCGCAGUCCCCCUGGACACACGCAACAGCCCGCUGACAACGCUCGUGCAGGCGUACCACCCAGAGAGCAAGGUGCAUCUCGAAGUGGCCAGCACGGAGCCCGCGUUCCAGUUCUACACAGGCAAAUACAUUGACGUGCCGGCCGUUGGCGGGCUGCCGGCGCGAGGCAAGCGCAGCGGCUUCUGCGUUGAGCCGAGUCGCUACGUCAAUGCCAUCAACGUUGACGAGUGGAGGUCGCAAUCAGUGCUGAAGAGGGGCGACGUCUACGGCGCACGAAUUGUGUACCGCGGCUGGAGCGAGUAA